This is a messenger RNA of Musca vetustissima, 650 nucleotides long. RefSeq names its product INO80 complex subunit B-like. The coding region runs from base 136 to 648 and encodes 170 amino acids. NCBI's taxonomy places the organism in Eukaryota, Metazoa, Arthropoda, Insecta, Diptera, Muscidae. The transcript has a single exon. Gene Ontology annotation, biological process: chromatin remodeling. Gene Ontology annotation, cellular component: Ino80 complex. The record is from RefSeq and is a predicted model, not a curated record.
AAUUCCAAAAAAUCCAAGAAAAGACGUGAUAGUGGCACCUCCAGUGAGGAAGAACGUUGGCUCACCGCCAUCGAAUCGGGUAAACUGGAAGAAGUUGAAGAUGUGGAGCUGCGUAAAAUUAAAGAUCCCAAAUUAAUGACGGCUCGUCAACGGGCCAUGUAUGAUCGUAAUAAUGAUGUAGAUUCCGCACCGGGUUUUACCGAAACCCUUAUUGCCCUACCCACCGGCUAUAAGGAAAAAGAAAAACCCCAAACGGCCGAGGAGAUACAAAAAGCUGCCCUCAAGACGCUAAAACGUAAACAGCAGGCAGAUGAAAAACGUGAAAAGGAUAAAAAGAAAACCAUGGAACGUUUACUCAAGAAACAGGAAAGUAAAAAUCGUUCAUCAGCUAAACCAAAAAAUCAAAAGGAAGCCACACCGGUGAUUAGUUAUAAGAACACUGCCGAGGGGGCUUUUAUUCACCUACCCGUGGGUGUGGAGUUUCCUUUCAAACCUCAAGCGCCAAAGGAACCACCACCACGUCAACUCUGUGGUAUACCCGGUUGUGGACAACCCAAGGUCUAUAAUUGUUCCAAAACAAAUUUACCUCUCUGCAGUUUCGCCUGUUAUCGUAAGAAUGUUCAGUCGCUUAAGGAAAUUAUGUGUUAAGU